CCCGGUGUUACUUAACGUGGUCCAGCGAUGCAGCUAUAAAACCUCAACCCCCCCACCCUUCUGGCUCUAGAGAGGUAGUGUUUCAGUAUAACUGAUGAGAAAAGAGUUUGUUAGGGCGUACCAGGGGAGAAUCUCACCGUACGAUCGGAUGGCGAGCAUGGAUGAAGGGCUGGGAGAGAGACACGUGGAGAGGUGGGCGAAAGGGAAGCAGAGAUCCAGGCGGCAGAGAUCGCCGGAGAUGGCGACGGAGGAGGAGAACCUGGCGCUGUGUUUGGUGAUGCUGGCGAGAGGAGAGUCAGAUCGGUGGCGAUCGGCGCCGACUUAUUCGUGCUCGGUGUGCGGGAAGGUGUUUGGAUCUUACCAGGCGUUGGGAGGGCAUAAGGCGAGUCAUCGGAAGCCGGCGGGAGGCGAGGAGACGGUGGCGGUGGCGGUGGUCGGAGGAGGAGGGGGGAAAGGGCAACACCAGUGCUCGGUUUGCUUGAAGACGUUUGCAUCUGGGCAAGCGCUGGGAGGGCAUAAGAGGUGUCACUAUGAUGGGAGCGGUGGAGUGACGGCGACGGAGACGGCGGUGGUGGUGACGAGAGGGUUUGAUUUGAACUUGCCGGCGGUGGGGGAGAUGGGGUUUGAAGCUGGACGGAGGUGCGCGGCGGCGGAGGAGGAGGAGGAGGAGGUGUUGAGCCCUUUGGUGAUGAAGAAGCCGAGGCUUUUGAUUCCGGCUUAGAAUUUUUAUUUAUUUUUUUCUAUUUUUAUUUUUAAGAAUUUGUUAUUCAUUGCAAUUUUAGUUAAAGUUUUUUUUAUUAGCUUUUGUUAUAAUUUGUGUUUUUUGUAUUUAUUUUUUUA
Molecule: messenger RNA, 840 nt
Organism: Dioscorea cayenensis subsp. rotundata (Guinea yam)
Lineage: Eukaryota; Viridiplantae; Streptophyta; Magnoliopsida; Dioscoreales; Dioscoreaceae
Product: zinc finger protein AZF3-like
Exons: 1
Coding region: 95-721 (208 amino acids)
Molecular function (GO): DNA-binding transcription factor activity
Source: RefSeq, a predicted model, not a curated record